Molecule: messenger RNA, 7834 nt
Organism: Diabrotica balteata
Lineage: Eukaryota; Metazoa; Arthropoda; Insecta; Coleoptera; Chrysomelidae
Source: the annotation of a GenBank genome assembly
UUCCUGGAGAAAUCGAUAAAUUUCCAAAAAUUUUUUUUAUUUUCGCAUAUCUCGGUAUUUGUGUUUCAUUUCAAUAUUUCGUUUAAAUUAAAUAUCAUCUGGCUACCCCUGGUAAAUGUUUCAUUUCCUGGGAAAGCUCCACAAGUAUGGACCGCGAACUUCAACAACACAGAAGGAGUUCAACAACCCUUUUGUUACGUUCAACAGAUAGUGCUAAGGGUUGCAGUAUUGCCGUGGAAAGCUGACCUUACGUUAGGGGAUGCUUUUCGGGCACCUAUUUAUGAGGCUUUUAAAUUAUUAGAUGUUGUUAGGAAUUAUCAAGACCAAAAAAGUUUAAAAAAUUUGGGUCAUGUAUGUCUUCAUAUUGAAGCAAUUAAAAGAACAAACGAUAGAUCAAACAUUCUACCCCAAUACAAUUGUCUUGUACUAUCACCAGCGAAUCUCUGGAAUCAAGAUAUUCAACAAUUUUCUCAAGAUAGCUCAAUUCUUAGUACCAUUUUUAACUAUCAUAGUUUCCAAAAAGGAAAAACAUCAAUUUCUGAUAUGGUUUUUGGCAUGCACCUAUUUGAUACAGGCAUUAAACGAUAUCCUAUGAGAAGCAGACCUCGGAUUAUACAAUAUGCACUUACAAUAUUUUUUAAAGAUUUUGAUUCAGAGUUUAUAGAAGGAUUGCGAGAUAAAUUAACUACGUUGUAUCCUUUGUACCAAAAUUCAAGUUCAUCUUUCAACUACAAAUUAAAUGAUACUGUUUUAAUUAAAUAUCCAGGAGAAAUAAACUAUGUGGAAGUAGUACCGCUAAUAAUCGCGUUUGGUUUACUGUUUCUCUAUUAUUACUUUUCUGUGCGAAAAAUUGAAAUAAUAAAAUCCAAACUGGGAAUGGCGUUUACUGCCACAUUCACAAUAUUUUGUAAUCUUACUAUGACUAUGGGAAUCUGUUUUUUCUUUGGUUUGACUCUUAAUUCGGAUGGUGGAAAAGGAAUUAUACCUUAUUUAACUUUACUGGUUGGUUUAGAAAACGUGCUUGUUCUUACCAAAAGCGUUGUUGCAACACCUUUGCAUUUGGAUGUCAAAAUCAGAAACGCACAAGGAUUAAGUAAUGAGGGAUGGUCCAUAACUAAAAAUUUACUAUUAGAAAUUACAGUCUUAACUUUUGGACUCUUUACUUUUAUUCCAGAAAUUCAGGAAUUUUCCAUUUUUUCAAUAGUUGCUCUUAUUACUGAUUACUUCUUGCAAAUGUUCUUUUUCUUGACAAUUCUCGGUCUAGACAUGAAUCGUAUGUCACACGCAAUAGAAAAAAUGAGUCAGAAGCUAAGAAAUAAUCUAUAUCAGCAACAGAGUUUCUUUGAUAAACCUUUUACUGGUGUUAAGGGUAUGGUACGGUCCAAAUCACAUCCUAGACUUACAAAUUUCCCAUCAAACAUUGUAGUUGCUCAAAAACAAGGUCCACAAGAAAAGAAAAUUCCCAAAAGAGUUAAAUUAGUCAAUAUUUGGGCUAGUACAAGAAUUUUUCAGAGAUCCUUCAUGCUUCUUAUGUUGAUGUACAUAUUUUUGAUUAUUUAUAAAAGUGACAUAAUGAAUCAAUUCUUACGUAAAACUGUCGACAAACCAGCAGAGAAUGGUACAAUAAUGCAUUUUGAAAGUGUACCUACAGUAAAUAUGUAUCCAAUAUCAACACCUGAUUAUCCGGUUAGUAUCAACUAUGUAACAUAUAGUCCUCCAGAACAGUAUUCCCAAAAUCAAACACAAGGUAUAGAAAAAUUAAAGCAUCCUGACUAUACUCCUUGGUUGAAAUUACCUUCAAGACAUUGGUCAGCCAUUCUUCGAAAAUAUAACGUUUCCAUAAGUGGUCAAGUAAUCGCAUUAUUACCAAAUAUUAAAUUAUCUCAUGUUGUUAGACCGGAACAAGCAGUAAUACUGAGAAAUCCAAACGAAAAGUAUGGAGAUACAUUUCAAUGGCACGCCUUAGCUGUUGCUUUGGAUCCGAUAGACUUUUAUGAUGAAACAGCAGGACAUUCGAUUCCUCAGUCAGAUCAACCAUUUUACCCUACAUCCCCUAUGGAAAUAUUUUUAACAACAAUUCUCUGUUUAAUCAGCGUUGUAGUUUUGGCAUAUGGUGUUUUUGUCCUGUAUCGAUGUAUAUGCUCGAGAAAUUACGCAGAAUGGAGAGCUUCUUGGUUUAAUGAAAAAGUUGAAGAACAACAGGAAAAUCAAGUGUUACUGGAGGCUAUGCCGAUUGGAUUAGAAGGUCAUAGUCAAGAAAUUGAAUGCAUCGCUACCGAUGGUACUAAUAUAGUUAGCGCUUGUUUGGGAGGGCAAAUCAAAGUUUUCGACAAUAACACGACAGAAGUAAUAAGUCAAAUUGAUAGAAAAUCAAUUUUCAUAGACGCUAAAUCAUCAGAUCUGGCUUCUGAACUAGAUGAAACCCUGUCAGACUACGAAUCCGGUUCGCCUCCCUCACGGGAGGAUUCUUUUCCGAAACUCCUCAAUCGUAUAAAUACAGAUUUCUCUAACACUACUGAUGACCACUGGGAUCCAACAGAGUAUACUGAUUCCAAAUACAAUUUUAAUAAGUCGUAUCGACAUUUCUAUUAUAAUCAUAAUUUCGGUACAAGAUUAAGAAAUCGAUAUGAAUCUUUAAAAGAGGGAACCUCUAAAAGACACAGCAUGGAAAACAUUGCGAAACGUAGAAGUUUAAAUAGUGGAGACGAUGGUGAAGUGAGAACUAAAAAUAAUGUAAUAUAUAGUAGAUCUAGUUCUGGAGGUGACAGUAAAUCCAAUACUCCAUGCGAAAGUGGUGACAGUAGUAACUUUUCUGGAUGUAAAUGUAAAUUAUCACCUAUAUGGUGUAUGGACUAUCUGGACAACUUAAUCGUUAUUGGUUGUGCAGACGGUAGACUUGAGUUUUGGGAAGCAUCUUCUGGAGACUUAAAAUGUAUCUUUGAAGACGGUGUGGAAUCUGGUAUAAAUCAUCUGAAGAUAGUAGGUGCCAAAGUAAUUGCUGUAAGACUGUGCGGUUUAAUAGAACUGCUCCAGCUUCAAACCUACAAUCAAGGUAGGCCAAUAGACUGGAAUUUUACUUGUGCGUAUAGAAGAAUGCACGUGAGAACUGCUUCUGCUGGUUCUAUUUCUGAGCAGGACCUCAAGAAACCGGGGAAUAACGAAGAAGAUUUGCGUGUUAUUAAAAUCCAUUCUUCAAAAGCACAUCAGCAGCCUAUCACAUGCCUAGACUGCGAAGGAGGGAGAAUAUUGACUGGUAGUCAAGAUCACACGCUAAAAGUUCUUAGGUUAGAAGAUGGUAGUCCAGUGUACACAUUGCAUGGUCAUUGUGGACCAAUCACGUGUUUAUUUAUUGACAGAGUGAAUCCAGCAACAUCGGGUAGUGGUUCACAAGAUGGGAUGUUGUGUGUUUGGGAUUUAUUGACAGGCGCCUGUAUGUACAGCAUUCAAGCUCAUGAUGGAAGUAUAACUUCGUUGACAUACUCAGAGAGCUACGUAAUAUCUCUGGGUACGGACGAACGGCUUUGUGUAUGGGAACGUUUCCAAGGUCACUUGCUCAAUACCAUUCAUGUUUCCCAAACAUUUUCCAGCCAAGUUUUGAUGUUAGCACAACAUUUGGUAGUGACAGCCAGAAGCGGAGGUUUGAUCAUUUGGGAUGUUCGGACGGGAGAUUGUGUUAGGACAAUAACGUUAGGAAGGGGCCCGUUCGUCUUUAUAAAUCAACUAGUGUUACUGAGAGACGCAGUGUUGUGCGAUUAUGGAAAACAGUUAAUGAUCAUUAGAUUUCCAUUGAUGACACAUAAGUUUGAUUAAUCUAGGUAGAUUUUCUUUCAAAUUUACCAUUGCAGAAAUAUCAUUUUUUAUCAAAACGUUGUACUUAUAGUUAUGGAUGGAAAUCAUUAUUUAGGUAUUUAAUUUUGUUUCUCGUUAUUGAUAAUUUCCGUGUAUCAGAGGUUUUUCAAUACAUCAAUCGUCUUUCUUAUAUAUUACAUAUCUUAAAAAAUGCGUUCUACAAAUACCUUUUGCCCAAUAACUAAUAUGUGUAGAGUGACAUUAUAUUCGUUCUAACCAGAUCCCAAUUAACCUUAUCGACCUCAGUCCAUACUCAGUUUUUCGAAUAAGCCAAACUUUGAUCUGCAAUUUAAAUCCAUAUUCGAAGCCAAAGCCUAGAAUAUACUCGGUCAUCCUAUUCAUUGUGCAGAACACUUUGAUUCUCCGAUCACUGCUCCUACUAAUGAAUACACCAAUAAGGAGCUGUGUACGUUCGGCAAAAAUAGCUUCCGAUAUUAAUAGAAUAUAUAUUCUUACUAAUCACAGAAACAGUCUGUGCUAUCCCCAAGCUUAGCUUUUUCUACUUCUUGGAAAAUAGCAAGCAGGUGCAUGAUUCCCAAACAAGGGUCCGUCUCACCAACGUUGAAUCCUGUAGGCCAAUUAUUUAUCUUCUAACACUCUAGUCAACGUGACUUAUUAAAGAAAGAAUCUGGAUUCAAAUCUGGCCAUUCAGCCACUUCUUCCAUAUUUCAAAAUCCUACACUUUUGGAUAAAAAUAGCACAUCAUUUAUUCCUACUUUUUACCCGAGAAGUAAUUAUAUGACACAACAGAUGUGGAAGGUGUGCAUGAACACCGAUAUUGAAAUAGUCACAAACCUAAAGUUAAGACAUGUAACCAAUGAUUUCCAGGAAAUUACAAAUAAAACUUAUUUCUAUAAACUUUGUAUAACCCUCGGAAUCAUUUAAAGUACAGUUCUUAUUUUUAUAUCUUUCUCUCUAUCUCUUUUAAUUCUUUCGACAAUUGUUUCAUCUGUUGCUCCUUUUUCCUUUUUAAAUGAAAUUAUAUGCAUUUGUUUUUUUCUUUGUUUGCUGUUUUUACCUCUAUCUUCCCAUCCUCAAUUAUUCUCAAGUAUUCGAGCGUCAGUAUUUUCUCUAGACUUUUAUUUUGAGUGAAAGUAACUGUAAAGUUCUGUUGUAUAAUAUACUAUAUAAUAAAUAUGGCAAUGAAAUCCUUAUAGGAGAAAGAAAGAUAUAGACCACAAGUUCUUUAGAUAAAUCGAAAAGGGUUUUGUUUUUUCAAGACAUUAAUUUAAAUAUAUUCUUUAAAAAAAAAAUGAAGACGCGGAAAUGUUUAUCAGUAAGUUUUGAUCGAUUUGAACUUUGUUUAUUUGAACACAUCUACAGCUCUCCUAAUUUUUCCUAAUUAAAUUAUAUUUCUGCAAUGAUUUAAUUUUUGUAGUUUACGCUGCGCACCCUUGUACAUAAAUAGAUUCAGUUGCACAGAGCUUUAUGUUGAGUAUUUUAGCUUUAAAGCAACUGGGUUUAUUCGUCGCAACAAUUUAUAUUUUUUGAUAAAUCAAAUUUAGUAUGUGCCUUAUACAUUUUCGAUAAUUGUUUUUAUUACUGAUUUUUUGUCAAACCGUAGUUGUUUUUUAAUUUAUUAAAUUGUUUUAUAAAUUAUUUAUUAAAAUUGUCACCGAAACAGCAAGAUUUGUAGUUUUAAUAAAAGCCUUUGUAUGUCAUUAACGGAUUAAAAGAAAAAAGAAUUAACAGUAGAAUAACAGCAAUGUAUGUUGACAUAUUCCUAAUCACUCAAUAUUCUUAAUUUAAUUUUCAUCAUAGUUCAUAUAGGACAAAUUUGAUAUUAAACUAGUCCUAAAUCAUUAUGGUACAAAAGCUAUAUGCACAUCAUUCGUCAACAAAAACCACGUCGUCUAAUACUCGUUCUUGUUAAUUAAGCUUAGUUAAACGAUUAAAGUGGAUCAAUAAACAUUUUAAUCAACUGGAUAUAAUUUUGUGUUCACCAGAAACCUGUCACGUAUUUCAGCUCUAAAAUGGCACGCAAAAACCAGUGUAUACAAAUGUUAAAUUUGUAAAAAAAUUUUAAGGAAAAAUGAACACAACCUUUUUAUAAUUAGAUGAACACAUAGAGAUAAUUGUGUUUUUUUUUUAAGAUUUUCAAUACCACAUAUUUACACCACUUUUUUAGAAUUUUAGAACUAGUAUAGCUAAUUUUAGAACUAUUUAUUGUUUAAACUAAAAAGUGGAGAUCUCUUUUUAUUGAUCCAUUAAGUAAUUGAUUGGUUGAAUUUUAUAGAUCAACUAACUUUAUGCCUAAUAAUGCGCAUUUUUUAUUGAAAAUGUUUUUGUUGAUAUAUUAUCAGUGCCUACACAUGUUUGUGCAUAGGCUAUGGCAAUAAUACUUCUUGAUCUCAGCAGGCCGUCCAAUUCGUCUACAUCACAAGUGUUUCUAAACUAGAUUAAUAUUAGAUACCUCGCCGCAUUGCAAUGGGAUUUCAAAUAGUUUACAAUCAGAAAUCAAAUGUAAUUAUCAAUUAGGAAUGAUAAUUACGCAUCUUGAAACCUAAAACCCAACAAGCCAAACAAAUAUAAACUGAAGGCGAUUAAUUUAAUUUUAUUACCAAAUAUAAUAUGGGGUUUUUGGUAUUUAAAAAAAAAUUAUACAAGGAGAUGUGUAUGUUAUAUUACAAAUAUUUUACAAAAAGUACUCCUGCUACAAGCUAUCAGUUUUAUUAUUCCAAUUCUAGCUAGCAUAAGAAGCAAAUUAAACACAAGGCUUGCGAAAUUAAGAUGUCGUUGGUACUCUCACUGGGAAGCUAUAUUAUAAGUCUUAUUAAUUUACAAAAUGCAACAAAAUAUACUGUGUAAGUGCCAAUACUGUCAGAGAUUUUUUACAACUGUAACCGAUGCACGUUUUUACGAAAUAAGAGUAACUGAUUACAUAUAGUAGAUAACAUAGAAAUGCUACAAGAAAAUAAUUUUAGAAGAAUCAUAUGUCACCCAAAGAUUGUAUCUCCGUUCUCGAGCCUAAAAUGUUACAGAAAACCUAUUUGUCCCCUUCUUUUUGGACGAGAAGAGAAAACUAAAAAAUAACUGACAAAACCUGACACCCUGGGAAAAUGGUUUAACUGUGUAACAGGUUCAACAGCAAGUAAAUAAAUUUCUAACAGUCGUUUUGAACUGUAGAAUUAAUAUUCUUUUUAUUUCUUGAUCAUCUUUCCCUCUAGAGUCGAAAACCACUCCAAGAUACAUGUAGUGGUCACAGGACACAAUUAUGUCAUUAUCUUCGAAUGUGAUGUUCGUCAUCCCGGUUCCUAUUAGCGGACACAUUGUUGUUGAGGUAAUAAUUUCCAACCCCCCCAAUUUCUAUAUUACUUUUGAAGUUUCUUUGCCAUACAUUCCCUAUCAUCUUUAUCAUUCGCUAUGAUGUCCCGGUCAUCAGUAAACUGCAAGGUAUAUAAACAGAUCUCUCCCAAAGUUUACACCCGUACCUUCUAUUGUUUCAACCUUCGCAACAUACAUCCUUAACAAGGUUGGCAAAAUACAGCAUCAUUGAUGUAGACCUUUAUUGGCAAGGGAUCUUUGUAAUAGUUUAUUUCCAUUCUUAAUUUUGGAUGUUGUUACUUCAUAUAAAUUCUAUAAGGCUGUGAUUAGAGAAGCUAAUGUUGGUGUUUCUAGUAAUACUUUCCUGAGCUUGUUGAUAAAAUAAAAUAAGUCGAUAACAUGCUCAUAUGUCAAUAAUAUGCUUUUAAUACUUUUAUAAUUAUGAAAACUUUUAUGGAUCAAAAUACUAUAAAAGAAAUAUGGUUGUAAAAUGUGAGCUAAUUUUUGGCAUAUAAACAGCCAGCCUUAAAAAAUAAAAAACUUUUAUAUCAAAGACCUAAGUUAGCCCAAAAUAAUUUGUUAUUUUGAUGCAUUUCAACAGAGUAUUUCAAUUUCUAUAAGACAAUUUAUCAUAGAACAAAUGUUGCUGUUUUCAAGUAAAAACAAGAAUUGACGUUACAGUUACGGUAACUAUUUUUGUAAUUGUUAAUAAAGUUUUUAC